AUGCAUCGUCUUUCCGAUUCUGGAAAGCUCCCGCCGACCAACACCCUCGCACCCUCCAUGAUCGAAACCCUCCCUUACAGCGUGCUUGAACUCAUCUUUCUGCUCGCGUGCACCGACGGAGGCCGCACAGGACGUUCCCUCUCCUUGGUUUCCAAGACUAUCCAUGUCACCUCUCGCGCUGCCCGAUUCCACUCUGUCUCCCUUCUCAUUGGUAAUUCCGAUCAACUGGUGCGCUUUAUGCAAGCCCUCGACACCGCAAGAGCAGAUGCCCGUGCGCAGGAUGUGUCGAUACCCUACGUGCGGCAUCUCUGCAUCUCCCUCACCCCUGCCUUCAGUAUACCGAACCUCAAGCUCAUUGACGAGGACUUUGCCGCCGCCCGCCUGAAGCGCCCUUUCUCCGCGCAGGGUUAUUCUGCCUGGGAGAUCGAGGUAUGGCACGAGUAUCACCGCACGUUCCAGUCGUUGUGCACCGCGAUCUUCCACGAUCUGGAGACAUUGUGUCUCCUUCGACACACCAAGUACAUAUAUGACAUGACAUCCCAGAAGAAAAUAGAUGCGAUCCCGGAAAUCCCGCUCCCGCACGGGUUUCCUCGCCUCCGCAAGCUCACCUUCGCCCACAACUUGCGCCCGCCGUUCGUCCACGCCGGCGACACAAGCCCUGAUCCUAUGACGGAAGGCCGUCAGGGUACCACCGCGUUAUAUCCGGCCUUGCGAAGACUUCACAUGUCGACCUCACCACGCGCUGAAAUGGACUUCGAGUGGUGGGCCCUAAACGCGCCGCACCUUACUUGGCUUCGCAUCCACACGUCGAGAUGGGCCACAUCCCCAAGCGGAAUCCGCUUCUUACCAAGUCUAACGCUCGUCCUAGGCAACCGCCGCGCAGGCGAUGCCGAUCCGCAUGGAGGGACUUCAGUUGGCGAGGGUGCAACCAGCUACGUCUAUUAG
Messenger RNA from Trametes versicolor FP-101664 SS1, 945 nucleotides. RefSeq lists its product as uncharacterized. The record is from RefSeq and is a predicted model, not a curated record. Bases 1 to 945 code for a protein of 314 amino acids. The transcript is spliced from 2 exons. NCBI's taxonomy places the organism in Eukaryota, Fungi, Basidiomycota, Agaricomycetes, Polyporales, Polyporaceae.